Messenger RNA from Phaedon cochleariae (mustard beetle), 4782 nucleotides. NCBI's taxonomy places the organism in Eukaryota, Metazoa, Arthropoda, Insecta, Coleoptera, Chrysomelidae. The record is from the annotation of a GenBank genome assembly.
AUGCUAUCGUUGGAAAAGAUGGACGAAAAUGCAGGAGUUAAAGGCGACCAGGACCUCGUCGUCCAACAAAAAUAUGACCCCAACGUAGACUACGUCAUCAACGAAUACAUGGAGCGACUGGGCACUCGCCUCAACAUCCUGGAAACCGAACUGAAGUACGCGUGGAGAGCUCUGGACCUGCUGUCGCAGGAGUACAUCAAGAUGUGGGAACGUCUCGAAAAACUGGAAGGACUGCUCUACGAACAGCAGAGCGUCAUAUCUCAGCUGCUGGACUUCUACACGACCAGCGGCACUCAAGCUCAACAAGCUACCGUGGCUUCACUACAAGGCAAAUUGGGCGAGCUUGAGGUAAUCAGAGAGAUCCUGGGUAACGGAGCAAUCGAAGACGGUCUGGAGGAAGGACUCGACAUCAUCACCCAUAACCGGUCUCCAGACAUCGAGGAAAUGCAGAUGGAGGAAGCCAUGCCGGACGAAGCAUUCUACAAGAGCUUGAACCAGGCGUACAGAGAAGACUUAGUGGGAGGAGAACCUUCCUACAGAAUGAGUCAGUUGGGCAUGAUCUGGGAGGAGAGAGAAGAAGGUAGCGACAAUGCGGAGCGCAAACCUAUAGAUACCUCAGUCCGGUUAGAAGCCUCUCAAGAUAUCUAUAGUGCCUUGGACUACAAAGAUUACAGGGGUAAUACACCGUGCAUCGGUGAUGAUGACCUAGCUCAAUUAACGAAAAUAGAUUCUAUUGAUCACAUUACCAUAGAAAAAUUGGACGAGCUUGAUCGAUUGAGCAACAAACUGCAACAGGACUCUGUAAAUAUAAAACACUUGCGCAGGAAAUUGCUAGAAUCGCCGGUUUCAAUGAACGAAGCAGAAGGAGAGCACAUUGAUGUAACGAAUGUAACAGAUCUGUCCAACAUUGACGAAACCCUACAGCAAAUCUACGAAGACGAAAAAUGGAGUUUCGCUAGCGAGAUCAAAGACAAGAACGAAUUUUUGAUGCUGGCAAAGUCCGACCUACCGAAUAUGCUGUCGUUCUCGUCGAAAUCAGGUUCCCGGUUCUCCUUGACAGACGCCGACAAGGAAGUUGCCGAAACUCUAGCUGGUGAUUCCUCGAGAAGUCCUACAUCCCCGAGAAGGAGGACUUCGGACUUGUCUACUUGCAAUGCCCCUUUCACAACAGUGACUGGCCGACUAGCGUACAGCGCAGCGGUUCAGCACGUAGAGCAAGCCGAAGCAGCUGCAGCAGCUGCAGCAAUGUCAGUCCCACACUCUAACAAUCCUUUCUACUGUGACAGCCCCGAACUGAACUCUCUCAUCUCAGCUUCCUACGAAACUCAGCCAGGGAUCUUCAAUAUGAGAAAUGGAAAACCUUCGUCACCCACCUUAUCCAUAUGCAGCAUAAGGACUCGACAAGAUGGCUAUAUCGAUCCCAGUACGUCUCCGAAGAUAAGCCAGAAUCAUAGUCCCCCACCACCUGCACCAGACCGGGACGCCUCGUUUCUGAACAAAGCUGCAAGUUCCAACAACGUUUUUUUGGAUACUAACGUAGCUUCUGCUUCAACGAGUCACAACCACGAAAGACUGAGUCCCAAACCUCACUCACCGAAAUCCACAAAAUCAUCACCGAGAAGAGCCAAGUCCCAUUCAUUCUCCAUGGCGCCAGCCAAGUCAGACUCUGGUUUGAGUUCCAUGAGUGGUUGGUCGAGUCUCGAGAAGUCUCCGGGAUCCCCGAAGAAUGGAAAGAUAUACGCAGAUGGGAAACACAGUAGGCUGGUUUCCCCUGUGCCCAUGAAUUACAAUGCGACGAUGGCAGGUUCCAGACCUUUUAUGGAAUCAUCAUUAGAUUCCAAGUUAUCAGAAGCAUUUCUGCCUGGCGGACACCAACUGUCAGCAUUCACGACUGUUAAAUCGCCUUGUGGAAUUGAUGCUCUUGAUGGUUAUGGAAAUUUCGUACCAGCUCCAGCUCCCGCUUCCGACAUCAACGUUAGUCCGAACAGAAAAAAGAAACCUAUAGAAUAUGCGACUACCACAGAUGAUGACUUCUCAGGAAGUAGUAUCUACCAGUUCAACCAACCUGCGAUAUAUUCAGUAGCUGGGAGUAAUAGAGAUUCCUAUACAUGCGUGUAUACAGGAAGUAAUGCCGACUACAGCUCUCAAACGAACUAUCCCGACCUGAUAGAGCCUUAUGAAAACAACGAAUAUUUCAAUUCACAGCAAAAAAACUGUUAUCACUCCUCGCCAGGAUCCGAAACUGAUGCUACGCAAUCUCGCUAUAAAUCAUCUGGUAGUAGAGACCCUGAAGACUUCACGAACCAUGAAGGUUAUAAGACUGCUAUGCACCGUACCAUGUUUCCUACCGGAAAUAUAACAGACGCUUUAUCGUAUUACCCAACGUCUUCUAGAAAUGAUACCUCCACUAAUCAAUAUGUCGAUCUGUCACCUUGGCACAGAAACGGCUCUAGUAGAGCCCCAGACAGACCGACAAGGACUAGCGAAUCACCUGAAGCUUGCUAUAAUACUCCACCACAACCAGAAAGGAGUCACAGCCAUAAUCCGCAACAAACUUUUGAUAAUUCUCAAAAUGGAGAUCAACAUAGUGGCCAAUGGAGUCAGAGACAAGAAAUACCAUACUUGGACCUUGAUUUGAGGAAUAAGAAUGUCCCAGAGUACGUGGUUCAACAACAACAUGGCCAGAAUCUGUACUAUGAUCCUAGCGGUGUCAUAAUGACUCAGUCAGGUUAUUUGACGAUUUCUUCCAGUACUGAUCAUCGCACUCAGCAUCAUUCCGAAGCGCCUAAAAAAAUGAAAAGAGCUAACACUCUAAAAUCAGCUAUGCAUUCUGUGAGUCACUGGUUGCCCACUCUUCAUUUACCUAAAAGAAGUAGGUCCCACUCUUUGCCAGGAGUGAAAAGAGAAAAUAUGAGAGGACAUCUGAGUAAAAAGAAGAAAAAGAACGGGAUAGUAUCUACUGUGUCUGAUAUCAUUCAGAAAGCCAAAAGAAAAACAAGCAUAUCCCAACACUAUUCUUCAUCGCUGUCUGACCCUGAACAUUCAGAAAAUGAAUGGUCCACGGACAGGACACGAUAUGUUACUUCCGAAGAUGAUAGGAGUGAGGACAGUUCCAGCUUGUUUUCUGAAAGUAUGUGUGAGACAGAUAGCGAAUUUUCGACAAUCGAAAAUAAUUCUAAAUCGAAAAGAGUGUCUCAAACAGAACAAAAAACUAACGACAAAUAUGGUUUACAACCAGUUUUCGAGACUGACUCAAACUUACCUGAAGAAACCGAUAUAGUAGAUAGAUCAGACCAUAACGACACAACUGAGGAAAUGACCAACUCUUCUGUGCCAUUUUUAUCGGUCGCUAUACCUAAAAAGAACUCUCUACCCACAGAAAAAUCACCAGACGAUCUGGACACCGACAACAAAAUGGUGGUAUUAGUAGGUGGUGGGGCUUCCAUGGAAUUCGCAGUUUCCAGAGCCUUGGGUAGAUAUAGACAAAGACAAACAUCUUUUUCCGACGAUCCUUUAUUCAACGAAGAAGACGAAAUUAUCCUAGAAGAGAUCACCGAGGAGAGAGAAGAGCCAACGCAAUCGGCUCCUCAAAUGUACAACAAGAUACUACCAGAGCAAAAAUCUUCAGACAGUCAAACCAGCUCUGAAAAUAACAAACACAAUGUGGCAGACGAAGUCACUGUAUCGGAAGACAGCCCGUCAACUAUAAGCAUCAAGUCGCACACCAACCGGUUCCUUCCCAAGCAACAACUCAGCCUUGAGAUCCCCGGAGGCAGGGACGAUGACGACAGCAGAAGCACUCACUCCUGGCGAAGCACCUCGCGAGUAUCCUCGAGAAGACAGAGUACCGAAGACAGCAUUGACAGCGAAGACGAGUGGUACUGCUACGAGCUUCGAAAGCUCGAGGAGAUGGAGCGGCAGACUCACCUCGAACAAGAAAUGGGCGCUACUUUGCUGGAAGAGCCAGAGCCAUUGGAAGACGAGCAAUACGAACCGAACGAAGACGUGCGGGAAAGGAUGUCCUUCGUCCUCAGAGAGCUGAGGAUGACAGCUAAAGUGACCGAAGGGGUGCUAGACGAGGAAGAUAACAAGCUGCUAGCGGUCCAGGGUAAGAGGAACAGAGAGAAGAAAAGACCUUCCUUCCACUUGGACAAUGCUGCUGCACUGUUCGAGAAGAUAAAGCACUAUCAUCACGAGGAGUCGCAAGACGAAGUGAUUGAAAAAGCAGUCACUGAAGAUAGGCCGGAACGAUUGGAGCUUCCUAGUCCGAACGAGCAGUCUUCUGGAGCUACAUCUGGUCCAGACAGUGCUCACAGUACCGAUGAGUACGACGAGGCUGAGAUGGCGGUGAACGAUGAGUUUGCCAGGUGUCACGUGAGCAAAGAGAACGAAGAAGAUGAGAACCAGAGGGCAGGAGUGGUUACCAACGGGAACGUCGUGCUAGAGAUCCCGAAGAUUCAGCUGGAGAGCGAGACACCGGCAAAGGAAGAGAAGGAGGAUAAGGAAGGAAUCCAGGGGGGUAGUAGGUGGAAGUUGUUGAAAACAUUGAAGGAGCGUAAGGCGGAGGAGAAAAGUAAUCAGGGGAAAAUGCCGGUUCAACCGGUAGUGGAAAAAACGAAUAAGGAUUCUGGAAUUGCCGGAGACCAAGCUAGAGCCAAUGGACAUCCUGGUGAUAACCCUUUCUACAGCAACAUCGAUAGUAUGCCUGAUAUUAGACCAAUCAGGCGGAAAUCCAUACCGCUUGUAUCGGACUUGGUAAGUUCACACUUUCCAUCAUCUUAG